GAAGAUAGUUGUCAAAUCUAUUAGUCGAUUCGAUUGUCUUUCUUUGAAGCAAAUUAUAUAUUUGAGAUUUAUUAUUCUUAAUCAAACCUUAAUCUAUCUACGAUGUUAUUGUGAAUUUCUAAAACGCGACAAGUUUAAUAUUGUUGCGGCACAGAAUGUGGGUGCCGACUAAGUCUCCUAAAUUAGCAGUCGCUGUUUACAACUGGAAGGGAGAUGUUCGGUCUGGGUUGCCGUUGGAAAUUGGAGAAACUGUGCAGAUACUAGAAGAACACUCAGGAUGGUGUCGCGGCUUCAGCACGAAGGACAGAUCAGCAUGGGGCAUCUUUCCGCUCUGCGUGGUGUCCGUACGGCCAUGCACUGUAAAGGGUUCUGGACCAACGGCCAUUGCCGAGCUAAAAGACGAUCCUCUAGUUCGGGAGAUCGCUGUUGUGCUGAGAGAAUGGGCGCGACUGUGGAAGAAACUUUAUGUGGAACGCGAGACUUACCGGUUCAGCGCCGUGGCGAAAGUCAUGAGAGAACUGCUCAGCGGCCGACGGGCGUUGCUAGCUGGAACUCUUACCCAAGAUCAGACCAGGGCGCUGCGGCUGAAGCUCGUUGCUAAACUCGACUGGGGGAAUCGGAAACUGGGCCUAGAGCUGGUGCCACGGCGGGGUGCAGCGGCGGUGGAGCCGGAGGACAUGAGUCUAGUGGAACUGUACAGGGUACACGUAGAAAGUGCCGAGCGUGCCGCUGCAUGGCGUGGGACCCUGCGCCGUGCCGGCGGAUCAGGCAGCAGCUUCAACUCCGGAACCCUCACAAACACGAGUCUCACCAACGGCACCACCACAGUCCAAAGCCAUCACCUCAUGUGCAGCAUGCGGGACUUCGGCCAUACAGCCGGCGGGGACGAAGCGGAACUGUUACUAUGGCUACAUGAUGCGAGAAGAGCCCAGCCUUUGUCAGAAAGGUUCAGAGUCAGGAUAGCGAGGGACGGCUUCUCGAACUAUGUGGACAGACUGCACGCGAAUAGCACAUUAUUUGCAGACCUGUCAACGACGGAUCUCUCCCGCGAACUAUGGCUGGUCGCGUGGGUAAUUCGCGUCGGGCGCUGGGCGGGCGCGGGCGGCGGCGGCGGCGGCACGGGCGAGCGGCGCGGCCCGGUGGCCCGCCGCCCGCUCGGGGCGGGCGUGCUGCCGCUGGCCGAGUUCCUGCGGCAGCCGGUGCAGGGGUCGACGGAGAAAGAGUACACUUUCAAGGUAUACCAAAGCGAAGAAAAAGACUUUCAUCAGUUACACGAUAUGCUGAUCCGGAAGCAGACUAAUAAAUGUAAUGUUUUACCUGGACAACCGAACUAUGGCAUAGUAGUAGCACUUAGACUACUAACCAACGCAGGCAGCAUCAACGAAGCCGUGGCUUCAGGCGCGACUGUGACAGCCAAACGGGGCUUCCCUGACGUCAUCAUGCCCGGAGACGUCCGGAAUGACCUGUACUUGACUUUAGAAAAGGCCGAGUUUGAAAGGGGAGGGAAGAGUACAGCGAAGAAUGUGCUGGCUACGGUCACGGUGCAUGAUAACACAGGACAGACUAUUAGUGAUUGUGUAUGGGGCGCGAGCGGCAGCGGCGCGACGCUGUACGAAUCCCUCGUGCUGUACCACAACAACAGCCCCGCGUGGGGCGAGCAGCUGCGCCUCACCGUGCCGCUCGAGACCUUCACGCUGGCCCAUGUGCGCAUCGAGUUCCGGCACUGCUCCACACGUGAUAAGAACGAGCGGAAGCUAUUCGGGUUCUCUUUCGCCCGCCUGAUGGAGGCGAGCGGCGCCACGCUACGCGACGGCGCACACGAGCUCUACGUGUACAAAUGCGACGAUCCCGCCAAACUAGCCACAGCGAGCUACCUGUCGCUUCCUUCGUGUAGUGCUGACGCAGCCCGCACGCCCACUAACGGCGUCGUGGUGUCUUUCCAAAGAAGUUCCAAAGAAAACUGUACCAUCAGCACGCUUUUAUGUUCUACUAAACUGACACAGAAUGAGGACCUCCUGGCGCUGUUACAAUGGCGUGCUCGGCCAGAGAAGGUGCAAGAAACGCUUUUGCGGGUGCUGCGGCUGGGCGACGGACUCAGUUGUGAAGAGCUCAUCAAAUUCCUGAGAGACGUCCUCGACGCGCUAUUCGCACUCUUUUCCACUGAGGACGGGAACAGUACGCCGCACUCGGGAACAGUGUUUUUGGUGCUAGUUUCCAUCUGCAGUCUGUUAGACGAGAGCCGAUUCCAGCAUUUUAAGCCCGUGCUGGAUGUUUACAUCGAAGAGCACUUUUCAGCUGCCUUGGUGUACAAAGGUCUGCUAUCCUCAGUGCAACAUUGCGCCGAAUGGGCAGCGGGCGCCGAAGGCCAAGAACCAAUCAGAAAGUGUCUCCGCUCUCUCGGCGCGGUGUUCCGCCUCGCUGUCCGCUCCCGGCGCCUGUUCGCGCGCGCCACGGGCGGGCAGUAUGAAGACAGCUUCAGGCGCGAUGUGCGGGCAGCGCUACAUGCGCUUAAGGCACUCGCGCAACAUCCGCAUAGGGACCACCUAGCGCCUGCACAGGUGGCCCUAAUGACAUCAUGGGCGAGCGUGGCCAAAGAAGUGGCUUCAGCGCUGGGGCCGGUGGAGGCGGCGCGCGUGACGGCGGCCAUGCUGGACGCUCCCGCCGCCAACUCGCCGCCGGCGCUGGCAAAGGCUCGGCUCGCUGCAGCGCAGGAGAUACUCAAGGGACCGCUGGGACAGGAUCCCGAGGCCCGCAACAUAGUCCUAACAACGGCAUGCCACCACCUCCGAGUCCACCUCGCUCGGCGUGACGAGCUCUCUCAAUGCGCUGAGAUGCUCGGCGAACUAGUCUCGCUGCUAUGGAAAAAGGAAGACCCGGAAGAAGCGGUUGAUCCGGACGAAUUGGAUCCGGACGUGGAUGUUCUGUGUCUGAACACGCUGGAUGUACUUGUGGAGACUGUGCUGCAUUUGAUUGGAGGGAAUUCGCCAGUACUGGGAUCAAUGGUGGCCGGUCUACUCGGCUGCAUGGAGCUGCUGAAGCCAGCCCACUAUCAAAGACUGUGGAGCCAUCUCGCCCCGCACCCACAGGACCGAAAGCCGCUCAAGGAUUUCCUCAUGCGGGCCUUCUUGGUGUUCCGACACCUUAUUGAACAGGAUGUUUUCCCGGCCGACUGGAUGGUGUUGAGAGUACAAAGCUGCAAAGUACUGCUUUCCGCAUUACAAGAUUUGGCUAAGCCUUUAUUGGAGAGGUUCUUGGGCGAUGAACCUCCGCAAUUUGAUUCUCAACUAUGGUCGGGGUACAUGGAGCUGGGCGUGGCGCUGGUGACGUCGAGCGCGCUGACGCCGGAGCGCUGGGCGGGGCGCGGGCCCGACCGGCCGCGCAUGCGCGCCGCCGCCGGCCUGCAAGUGCUGGCCGUGUGGGGCCGGCUCGGCGCGGCUCAACUGCACCUAGUGCCGGGCGCAGUGGGCGCCUUGCUGGAGAUCACGCUGGUGGGCGAGCUGCGGCGCGCCGCGCUGGGCGCGCUGGUGUCGCUGAUGGCCAUGGAGCGCGAGGCCACCGGCUCGGCGCGCCGCACCGAGGCCGCGCUCGUCGACAAGCUCGACUCGCUCGUCGCCGACAACAAGGCCGACGACCACUACCGCCGGCUGUUCGACUGCGUGGAGCAUCUAAGUUCUGUGCUCAUGGAACGCGUAUCAACCGAGGGCUGGCGUGAGGCUGGCGCGGCAUUCGUAGGCUGCGUGACGCGCUUACUGGAGCGGCUGCUUGAUUAUCGCGCCGUCAUGCAGGGCGCCGAGCACCGCGACAAGAGGAUGGCUGCCACCGUCAACUUACUUAGCUUCUACAAGAACGAGAUCGACCGUAAAGAGAUGUACUUACGCUACGUUUACAAACUGCACGAUUUACACAUUGCGUCGGACAACUUUGUUGAAGCCGGGUGCACGCUAUUGUUAUACGCAGAAACAUUGAGUUGGGAGAGCGAUCAAGUUGGCGUUGAUCCAGAAUACCCUGAGACACCGGAAUGGAAGCGAAAAGAAGCCCUAUACAAUCAAGUCUUACAGUACUUUGAUCGGGGAAAGUGCUGGGAAAAAGGUCUACCAUUACUGCGAGAACUGGCAACCCUUUAUGAACAGAAGCUCUGCGACUACGCACGACUCGCUCACUGUCUGCGGACCCACGCGACUUUCCUGGACUCAAUACUGACGCAACUUCGCCCGGAGCCUGAGUACUUCAGGGUCGGCUUCUAUGGAAAAGGAUGCCCGCUGUUUGUGAGGAACAAGCAGUUCGUCUAUCGCGGCUACGAUUACGAGCGCAUUGGCGCUUUUACGCAGCGUCUGCAGUCCGAAUACGUCGCUGCACACAUUAUGAUGCGUAACACACCACCCGACGACUCAAUCAUUGCUAACGACUCGCAAUACAUCCAGAUCUGCAACGUGAAGCCGGUGGCCGCCCGGCGGCAGUGGGGCUCGGGCGCGCCGGAGCAGGCGCGGCGCUUCUACGCCUGCAACGACGUCAACACCUUCCUGUGCGACCGCCCGCUGCACAAGCCGCCCAUCGACAAGGACAACGAGUUCAAGAGUCUCUGGAUUGAAAGGACGACAUUGGUCACCGAAAACACGCUUCCUGGAAUUCUGAGGUGGUCUGAAGUUGUUUCAAGAUCAGUUGAAGAAAUUCCACCUGUUGAAUUCGCCUGCGAAACCAUGGAGUCGACGGAGCGCGAGCUCCGCGGCCUCAUAUCGCAAUACACCGCCGACCCGACGCGCAACAUCAACCCGUUCUCCAUGCGGCUGCAGGGCACCAUCGACGCCAACGUGCAGGGCGGCAUCAGCAAGUACGAGCAGGCCUUCCUCACGGCCGAGUUCGCGCGCGGCGCCGCGCCCCGCGAGGCGGCCGCGGCGGCGCGGCUGCGGCGCCUCGUGGCCGACCAGCUGGCGGUCGUGGACGCCGGCCUGGCUCUGCACGGGAGGCUGGCGCCGGAGGAUGUCAAGCCUCUGCAUAGGCGACUCGUGGAACGAUUCAAUCAAUUGAGGCAAAACCUGGGGCCCGGCUUGGCUAGAGCUAGGCGGCAGAUGUCAGAGAGCAUUGUCAACACCCCGCUACCACCAGUGCCGCAAAUGGAUAAACGAUCGCAGAGUAUACAACAGAACGAUAAUUUCUAUGAGGAUGGCCAUCUCUAUAACAAACCUAUCUACUCACUAGAGGACUGCGUCGAGCACCGGCCGGAGAGCAUAAUGUCAACGAGUUUACCAUUGAGCGGCGAGAAGAGUGACGGGGACGACUCCAUGAUCAAGUCCGCGCCGCCUCUACCAUCGAGGCCCAAGUCCGGCGACCCCAGGAGUCCCACUCGGCCUCCACUCGACAAGUAUCGCGAGUCGUUGGACGGCGAGGCGGUGGAGCCGCGCCGCCACAGCCGCGCGUCGUGGAGCGAGCCCGGCGACGCGCCGCCGCUGCCGCCGCGCGUCUCGGGUUCAGCGCGGUCCUGGACGGAGGUGCCGCCGGCGGUGCCGCGGCGCGCGCGCGACGAGCCCCGCGCCGAGCUGCGCGCCGACGACGCGCGCGACUCCGGCGUCAGCGUGGGCGCCGCCGACCACAGCUACACCAACGCCGACGACCACCGCCGCCACCACGUUUCAGAUUUCGACCUAACUGUGGAAUCUUUGCGCUACGAGGAAAUAAUCUCAAUGAUGUCGGAGCCGCUGCGCGUCGACGAGGGCGAGACGCCGCCGCCCAUCCCGCCCAAGGGGCUCGGCCACCUCAGCAGCUUCGACUCUGGGCACCAUGAAAACGGCGAGACCAACUGCUAGGCCCCUACUAGGUGAGCUGUUUAGGAGAACUUAUUCUUCUUCUUCACAAAAAAAACAAGGCUAGAGCUUCCUUGAAUACGCUAGAGCUCCAGCUUAAGCUUUAAUCUAAAAUAUCCUGCCAAACUAUAUUUCAAAUUAGAUCCUGUGACAUCGAGAUUAAAGUUCAAAGUUGCUUCCCGUUAGAAUCUUUAGAACGAUUAGCGCCUAUAAAAAAUAUAUAGCAAUGAUUUUGAGGCGGCUCAUUGCUUCUCAAGUUUACUCCGUCACAUCCUGCAACUCGUAACUUUAAGCUUGUAUUAUGAGAUAUUCCUUUUUACUAGGUAAUAUCGUAUUCGCUAGAAAUAUAGCAUUAGUAAAUGUAUUAUUUAAAUAGGCGUGCAUAUCAUUCAUUUUAGAGAUGUAGCUGCGAAGUGUGAUUUGUGGCAAUUUAUUUCUUAGACCUUUAGUUUUCAACCGGGGCCAUAUGAUACGUGAUACAGAAUAAAAUAAAAACUCAGAGAUGCAUAACCAAAAUCGAAUAAAUCGUUCCACUAUUGUAGAUACGUGAAAUUCCGCUAUUUUAAGUUGUGGUAGCAAAGCAUUUAACUGGUAGCUCUGAGAAUUUAUUAAGUAGAUAUAAGAAGAUUAUGACAUGGAGAUUUGUAAUAGGAAUUGUUUCAGUAUUUGUGCAGCUUUUUCUCACUAUAAUGUGCACAAAUGCUAUUAUUACAUUUUACUUUAAUAUUUUAUUUUAUUUGAGAAAAAAUGUAUUUCUAUUGGAGAUUUUUUAAAUAUAAUUUAUAUGUAUAGACUACGUGUACACCGUCAAACCUGCAAAAGCUAUUGUUACUUGUUUGCUGAAAUAUUCUCCGAUGCCCGUUAAUUACCAUUUUAACGUAGCUAUAUUAUUUUUCUACACUACACCGUUGAAGGUAAAAUAAUAUAACUUUUUAAGUAUUUUUAAUUAAUUAUUUAAUAAGAAAAAAGCAAUUGAAGUAAAAUGUACAUUUACCAAAUGGUACUUAGUAUGCAAUUUAACGUAGGUACGAGUACAUUGGCCGUUUAUAUUAAUAAUUGUUUCUCAAACACGAAAAUAUGGAUACUCUUUUAACAACUUAAUAAACCAAGGCAUUUGAUAAUGUACAAGGUAAAAUUACGCUGAAGUGAGAAACAGUAUUUCAGAGACGUAAACGCUGGCAGGUUUCACGGUAUCAAGUUCGACUUGAAUGCAGAUUUUCUUAUAAUCAUUUUAUAUAAAAUUAUUACCGCGCAAUCAAUUAUGUAGUUAAUUAUAAGAAAGUUUUACUUUGUGACAAUACUAUCUAAUAUUAUUUAAUUUCAUUAAAAUUUCCGCAGUAGCUCAAGUAAAUUCGUACCAUUCCACUAAGGCUGAUUAAACAGCAGUUUGGAUACGUUUACACGCAUUUUUUUAUUGCUUCAGAACAAUAUAGGUAAUAAUGAAGUCUUCAUAAUAUUCAGAAAUUGGCAGCAUUAAAUUUAUACAAUAGGGUUUAAAUAUAACAUUUAACAUUUGCUUGAGAAUGCUCUGUUGGCAGCAAAGCAAUCAAUGAAGGGUAACUAUGCAUCCCGUAUGUUCUAUACGUCCGAGUACUCAUUACGAGUUUGAUCACGAGUACCCAGUGUUAUAACAAUGUCUUUCGUUUUAUGGAACGUAUGGACAAUGUCCACAAUUUAUAGACCUCAAAAUGGUGCAAUGUUUUAAUUAUUUUAUACAUGAACUUCUCAUAGCGUUUUGACGAACUUAUACGAUCGUUUUAUUUACAUUUAAUGUUCUAACGAUAUUGAAAUAUUGAUGUGAGAUAUUCCAAAUUAAAAGUGAUUUAGUUUUAGAUAAAUAGGAUUGUCAUUAAUUUUUUCGGCUAAGUUUAGAUCUCGAACGUUUUAUGAAUUUCUAUUUGAGAUGACUUUAAAUUAACGCAUUUAUACAAAAAACAUUUUUAGGGAUUAUUUAACAUAAAAUAUGCAAAUAACACAUAUUUCUGACUUCUUCUUACACAGGUUUUCAUAAUAACGUGAUAUUUUGAUACGUUUCUAUUCGAUACUGUAGUUUUUUUAUCUUGUACUCUUAAGACUUAGCUGUUAAGUUGACGAUUUCAACGAACAAUAUACAUACAUGUUUAUUCAUAUGUUAUUAUACACUUGUAACUCAUACAAUUUGGUUAGUACAUGCAUGUUGGUAUAGUUAGUAAGCAGUGAACACCAUUUGAUGUUCAGCAUCAUAUAACAAAGUAAUAAAAGGUGUUCCUAAAUGUGAUUUUUUUAAGUUUGUUUCUUUGAGCCAUCUAAAUUGUCGAUGAUGAUCAAAGCUCCUCGAAAUACGUAAAACAACAAUAGUGUUUUGAAAAAGACAAUAAAUUGUCUGAGCUAACUAGGCAGCUAAAUUGUUAAAGGUGGUAAACUAGAUUUACUUGAUCCAUGCCAAGAUACCAUCUACUAGAAAAGUGCCGUACUAAUGCCUCCGAAAUCGUCUAAUUUACGUGGUACUGCUGUAAGCAGGACAGGAACCUUCAAACGGUUCAACAUAUUGUAAGUAAAGCCAUCAGCCCGCGUCUAAGAUUAGGUUGGAAACAAACUUAAAAAAGUAUAUCUAUUUUUUAUAAAUCAUUAAUUGUAAAUGCAGUCAGACAUAUUAUGCGCAGAAUCAUGCAUGUUGAAAAAAAUAAAUUAAAAACAAGUAGAAAUAAAUUUGUUUUCCAGUAACUGAAAGAUAAUAUAAAAAAAUAUAUAUUUAUCCUUGUUUAGCCUUGGCAGUGGAAAAAUACUGUUAUUAUUUAAAUUAAUUUAUUAAAAAUAGAUUUACAAGGAUGGAUUGUUUUUUUGGGCCCGGUGCUUAAUAUGUCUAACUCAUGGAUUAUACAAUGAAAUUUCAAUUAAAUGUGAAUUUAUGUUAUUGUGCAUAGUGUCAGGCUUAACAUUUUUAAUAAUGACUAAGUUACCUAAGUUGGGAUGAAUUUGACUGAUCUUAUUGAUAGUUUGUAUGUACACAAGUGAUUAUUGUAUUACUUUAAUGAAUUAUCUCAUUAGGAUAGACUAUUAUCAUUAUUCCAUAUAGCUAAAACCUUAUUUGUAAUCAAACCAAAAAAAUAUUGGGCUAUUUUUAUAAUCUUAACUAUUCUUUGGAUUCCUUAUUUAGAAAAUAAACCGAUUAUUUCGCAUAGAUGCUACGGUCUUCCACUAAGAUUUCUUCGGACUAUUCAAACUUCCUAUCGGCUAUUUAUAUGGCACUGAUUGAAUGUUGCACUUAAAGUAACUAUUUGUAUUGUCAAUAAUAUGUUUCAGCGUUAUAUUAAAAUAGUGUAAAAGCAGCGAGGCGACAUAACGAUUUGUCUGUUUGUGUUUGAAAUAUUAAUUGACAUUAAUAUUUAUACAUUAAAAGUCAAUCAAGAAAUACCUACAAAUCGCCAACUGAUAUAAGUCGCAAUCAGUAUUAAUGAUAUUAUAAAAUAAUAAUAACAUUUUGUUUGGCUGUACGAACUUGAACUUCACUGUUUAUGAUUGGUGUAGAAUGUGGAUGGAAUGAUUGGUGUAAAAACUAGCGUCUAGUGGAGGCCAAUGCAAUGUUAAGUACAAAGCUUAGUCUUAAAUUAAAUGGAAAUUAUUAAAUAGUGAAGACAUGUAGCCAUUUGUAAUUCAAACGGUCGAAAUAAAUAUAUAGAAUGGAUCGU
Cydia pomonella (codling moth) is the source of this 9466-nucleotide messenger RNA. It is a transcript of the gene spg, whose product is annotated as dedicator of cytokinesis protein 4. The transcript is spliced from 36 exons. NCBI's taxonomy places the organism in Eukaryota, Metazoa, Arthropoda, Insecta, Lepidoptera, Tortricidae. Gene Ontology annotation, biological process: small GTPase-mediated signal transduction. The record is from RefSeq and is a predicted model, not a curated record. The coding region runs from base 156 to 5801 and encodes 1881 amino acids. Gene Ontology annotation, molecular function: guanyl-nucleotide exchange factor activity; small GTPase binding. Gene Ontology annotation, cellular component: cytoplasm; plasma membrane.